AUGAACAUUGUGCAGAGGCAAGACGGGGCAGAGCCGCAGCACCACCUCCCGGGCACAAGGUCUAAACUAGAUCAAAAGACGCCGCCACCUCCAGAGGCGUCGCCGCAGCCGCAGCAGCAACAACAGCCGCCGCCACCGCGGCCGCAGCAGCCGCCGCCGCCGCCGCCGCCACCGCAGCAGCAGCAGCCGCCGCCGCAGCAGCUCUUGCGUACGACAUUUGAGAAAAUGAAAAGACGCCGCCGCGCCCACAUGCGCCGCCGCCCCCGCAGAACCAACAACAACAGCAGCAGUAGCAGCAGCAGCAGCAGCAGCGGCAGAAGCAGCAGCAGCAGCAGCAGCCGCAGCACCAGCCGCAGCAGCAGCCCCCGCAGCAGCCGGAACAGCAGCAGCAGCAGCAGCCGCUGCCGCCGCCGCCACCGCAGCAGCAGCAGCAGCAGCCGCAGCAGCUCCUAUGAACGACAACUUAAGAAGAUGAAAAGACGCCGCCGCGCCCACAUGCGCCGCCGCCCCCGCAGAACCAACAACAACAGCAGCAGUAGCAGCAGCAGCAGCAGCAGCGGCAGAAGCAGCAGCAGCAGCAGCAGCAGCAGCCGCAGCACCAGCCGCAGCAGCAGCCCCCGCAGCAGCCGCAACAGCAGCAGCAGCAGCAGCCGCUGCCGCCGCCGCCACCGCAGCAGCAGCAGCAGCAGCCGCAGCAGCUCCUACGAACGACAACUUAAGAAGAUGAAAAGACGCCACCGCGCCCACAUACGCCGCCGCCCCCGCAGCAGCAGCAGAAGGAGCAGCAACCGCAGCAGCAGCAGCCGCCGCCGCCACAGCAGCAGCAGCCGCAGCAGCUCCUACGAACGACAACUUAAGAAGAUGAAAAGACGCCACCGCGCCCACAUGCGCCGCCGCCCCCGCAGCAGCAACAACAACAGCAGCAGCAGCAGCAGAAGGAGCAAUGAAAAGACGCCACCGCGCCCACAUGCACCGCCGCCCCCGCAGCAGCAACAACAGCAGCAGAAGGAGCAGCAACCGCAGCAGCAGCCGCCGCCGCCGCCGCAGCACCAGCAGCAGCAGCAGCAGCAGAAGCCGCAGCAGCUGCAUAACCUGCAAGCGCCCGCUACCACGCUCGGCCCGGUGUCGCCGCCGCCGCAGCAGCAGCAGCAGCAGCAGCAGCGGCCAUUGCAAAGGAGCACGAAGCAAAGGGCAUUAUCGCCGCCACAACCAGGUGCCGCACCAGCACGCUCACGCUGGAAAGCGGAGAUGCAGCGCAAGCAGCAGUUGCGCACCGAGGCCGAAGAGGGGACGGUGUCGCAGCAACUGCCGACGCCGACAUUGCAGCAGCUGUUGCGAUAUCGGCCGCGAAUCGACAACAAACGCAGGUCCUACUAA
Molecule: messenger RNA, 1377 nt
Organism: Dermacentor albipictus
Lineage: Eukaryota; Metazoa; Arthropoda; Arachnida; Ixodida; Ixodidae
Source: RefSeq, a predicted model, not a curated record